Sorex fumeus (smoky shrew) is the source of this 900-nucleotide messenger RNA. RefSeq names its product TAR DNA-binding protein 43-like. Gene Ontology annotation, biological process: regulation of gene expression. The transcript is spliced from 3 exons. Lineage: Eukaryota; Metazoa; Chordata; Mammalia; Eulipotyphla; Soricidae. Gene Ontology annotation, molecular function: RNA binding. Gene Ontology annotation, cellular component: nucleoplasm. Bases 1 to 900 code for a protein of 299 amino acids. The record is from RefSeq and is a predicted model, not a curated record.
AUGGAGGAGGCUGAUGCUUCGUCGGUGGUGAAGGUGAAAAGGGCAGUGCAGAAGACGUCUGACCCCAUCGUGCUCGGCCUGCCCUGGAAGACCACCGAGCAGGACCUCAAGGAGUAUUUCAGCACCUUCGGGGAGGUCCUCAUGGUCCAGUAUGAGACCCAAGUGAAGGUGAUGUCUCAGCGACACAUGAUUGAUGGACGGUGGUGUGACUGCAAACUCCCAAAUUCUAAGCAAAGCCCGGAUGAGCCUCUGAGGAGCAGGAAGGUGUCUGUGCGCCGCUGCACCCAGGACCUCACUGCCGACGAGCUGCGGCAGUUCUUCUGCCAGUAUGGGGAGGUGGUGGCCCAGUCCCUGUGUGGCGAGGACCUGAUCAUCAAAGGCAUCCUCUGCGUGCAUAUCUGCAACGCUGAGCCCAAGCACAAUAGCAAUAGGAAGUUAGAGAGAAGUGGAAGAUUUGGUGAUAAUCCGGGUGGCUUUGGGAGCCAGGGCGGGCUCGGGAACAGCCGGGGCGGUGGGGCGGGGCUGGGCCACAACCAGGGCAGCAACAUGGGGGGCGGGAUGAACUUCGGCGCCUUCAGCGUCCACCCGGCCAUGAGGGCCACGACCCAGGCCACCCUGCAGAGCAGCUGGGGCAUGAUGGGGAUGCUAGCCAGUCAGCAGAACCAGUCCGGCCCGUCAGGGAACAACCAGAGACAGGCCAACAUGCAGAGAGAGCCCUACCAGGCCUUUGGCUCUGGGAACAACCAGUACAUCGGCUCCAACUCGGGCGCCGCCAUCGGGUGGGGGUCGGCCUCCAACGCGGGCUCGGGCAGCGGCUUCAAUGCAUGGACUUCAGCUCCAGCAUGGACUCGAAGUCGUCGGGCUGGGGCAUGUAGGCUGGGCUGGUCAGUUAGACGCUAA